Messenger RNA from Penaeus vannamei (Pacific white shrimp), 2855 nucleotides. The record is from RefSeq and is a predicted model, not a curated record. NCBI's taxonomy places the organism in Eukaryota, Metazoa, Arthropoda, Malacostraca, Decapoda, Penaeidae.
AUGCCAAUGAAGGGCAGAUAUGGCCAUAUCAAAAUUUUUGCUUUAUUUCUACUGCGUCAGGUGCAUAUUCUCCUAUUUUCCUAUUUUUCAUCCAUUCAGCCACACAAUGGUGAAAGACUGAGGAACGGAACGGAAGCUGCUCUGCGUCAUAGCGGGAAGAAAGUCGUGCCGCUUCAGAACCCGAACCGCGUCCGUCGAGGCUUAAAGACCACUUCUUUGGUUCCUUCCAGGGUCGCUGGGCCGUUGCUCUGCUGGUGGGCCUGCUGGCCUCCUCCUGCCUGGCCUCCUACGGGAGCGGAGGGAGCACAAGUGGCGGAGGAUGUGGACAAGGCGGGUGCGGUGGAGGAUACUCAAGCGGGUCAUCUAGCGGUUCAGGAGGAUAUUCUGGCGGUUCAUCAGGAGGAUACUCCGGCGGUUCAUCUGGUGGUUCAGGAGGAUAGGUGGUUCAUCAUUCAGGAGGAUACUCCGGCGGUUCAUCCGGCGGUUCAGGAGGAUACUCCGGUGGUUCAUCCGGCGGUUCAGGAGGAUAUUCUGGCGGUUCAUCAGGAGGUUACUCCGGCGGUUCAUCUAGCGGUUCAGGAUACUCCGGUGGUUCAUCCGGCGGUUCAGGAGGAUAUUCUGGCGGUUCAUCAGGAGGUUACUCCGGAGGAUACUCCGGUGGUUCAUCCGGCGGUUCAGGAGGAUACUCCGGUGUUCAUCCGGCGGUUCAGGAGGAUCUGGCGGUUUCAGGAGGUUACUCCGGUGGUUUCAUCUGCGGUUCAGGAGGAUACUCCGGUGGUUCAUCUGGCGGUUCAGGAGGAUACUCCGGUGGUUCAUGGCGGUUCAGGAGGAUAUGGUUCAGGAGGAUACUCCGGUGGUUCAUCUGGCGGUUCAGGAGGAUACUCCGGUGGUUCAUCCGGCGGUUUCAGGAGGAUACUCCGGUGGUUCAUCUGGCGGUUCAGGAGGAUACCCGGUGGUUCAUCUGGCGGUUCAGGAGGAUACUCCGGUGGUUCAUCUGGCGGUUCAGGAGGAUACUCCGGUGGUUCAUCCGGCGGUUCAGGAGGAUACUCCGGUGGUUCAUCUGGCGGUUCAGGAGGAUACUCCGGUGGUUCAUCUGGCGGUUCAGGAGGAUACUCCGGUGGUUCAUCUGGCGGUUCAGGAGGAUACUCCGGUGGUUCAUCUGGCGGUUCAGGAGGAUACUCCGGUGGUUCAUCCGGCGGUUCAGGAGGAUACUCCGGUGGUUCAUCUGGCGGUUCAGGAGGAUACUCCGGAGGAUACUCCGGUGGUUCAUCCGGUUCAGGAGGAUACAGGUACUCCGGUGGUUCAGGUCUCCGGUGGUUCAUCUGGCGGUUCAGGAGGAUACUCCGGUGGUUCAUCUGCGGUUCAGGAGGAUACUCCGGUGGUUCAUCUGGCGGUUUCAGGAGGAUAUCUUCAGGAGGAUACUCCGGUGGUUCAUCUGGCGUUCAGGAGGAUACUCCGGUGGUUUCAUCUGGCGGUUCAGGAGGAUACUCCGGUGGUUCAUCUGGCGGUUCAGGAGGAUAUUCUGGCGGUUCAGGAGGAUACUCCGGUGGUUCAUCUGGCGGUUCAGGAGGAUACUCCGGUGGUUCAUCUGGCGGUUCAGGAGGAUACUCGGUGGCUUCAUCUGGCGGUUCAGGAGGAUACUCCGGUGGUUCAUCUGGCGUUUCAGGAGGAUACUCCGGUGGUUCAUCUGGCGGUUCAGGAUACUCCGGUGGUUCAUCCGGCGGUUCAGGAGGAUACUCCGGUGGUUCAUCCGGCGGUUCAGGAGGAUACUCCGGUGGUUCAUCUGGCGGUUCAGGAGGAUACUCCGGUGGUUCAUCCCAGGAGGAUACUCCGGUGGUUGGCGGUUCAGGAGGAUACUCCGGUGGUGGUUUCAGGAGGAUACUCCGGUGGUGGCGGUUCAGGAGAGGAUACUGGAGGAUACUCCGGUGGUUCAUCUGGCGGUUCAGGGGUGGUUCAUGGCGGUUCAGGAGGUACUCCGGUGGUUCAAUCGGCGGUUCAGGAGGUUACUCCGGUGGUUCAUCUGGCGGUUCAGGAGGAUACUCCGGUGGUUCAUCUGGCGGUUCAGGAGGCUAUUCUGGCGGUUCAUCUAGCAGUUCAGGGGGGUAUUCUGGUAGUUCAUCUAGUGGAUUUAAUUUUGGCGGUUCAUCCGGAGGUUCAGGAUACAACAGUGGUUCGUCUGGUAAUUCAGGGGAGUAUUCUGGUGGUUCAUCCGGAGGAUUCGACUUCGGCGGUUCAUCAAGCGGUUCCGGUUAUUCUAGCAAUUCUGGCAGUUCUGGAUCAUUCGACUUCGGUGGUUCAUCCAGCGGUUCAGGAUAUUCCAGUGGUUCAUCUGGAGAUUCUGGAGAAUAUUCUGGUGGUUCAUCCGGAGGAUUCGACUUCGGCGGUUCAUCCAGCGGUUCAGGAUAUUCCAGUGGUUCAUCUGGAGAUUCUGGAGAAUAUUCUGGUGGUUCAUCCGGAGGAUUCGACUUCGGCGGUUCAUCCAGCGGUUCAGGAUAUUCCAGUGGUUCAUCUGGAGAUUCUGGAGAAUAUUCUGGUGGUUCAUCCGGAUUCGACUUCGGCGGUUCAUCCAGCGGUUCGGGAUAUUCCGGCGGCUCAUCCGGUGGUUCAGGAGGGUACUCCAGUGGUUCGUCUGGAGGACUCGACUUUGGUGGUUCAUCCAGCGGUUCAGGAUACUCAGGCGGUUCUUCCGGAGGGUUCAAUUUUGACGGUCUUGGCGGGUCACUCGGAGGCUAUCUCCCGCCUUCAAGGAAGUGAGUCAACGCCCUGGCACCGCCUCCCGCUGGCUCCGGCGAAAGGAAAGGCUGCGGCCGUGGACGAGCGGCCUCUGUUUCUCUCAGGACUUAAUUAUUUGUUAA